CAUUUUGGUUGCUGUAUGAAUGGAGCAGGCUGUACAAUAAUACCUUUAGCCGCCAUUUUAAUUUGAGUUUAUGAAUUUAUUUCGGAGGUUAAAUGUGCUUUUAUGAACUCUUAUUUUUUGUAACAGAUCUAAUUCGGUGGUAAUUUGUUUGUGAAAUGUUAAAAUCUUACUGUGGUGAAUUUAUUUCCGGAAAAAGUCGUCCUCAUCCUCCGACCGUUGUACGUCAGAUGUUCUGCAUGGUGCAACCUUCCCUACAGCUGUUUGUGUUUCAGUAACUUCGGAUUUGUAUUGAGUUCGCCGCUGCCGUAGAUCGCUUUUACCAAACGUUAAAGAAAGUUAUUGCAUUUCUCGGCCAGUUAACAUAAAAUUGUGUGCAAGAUGUUCCUGACCCGCUCCGAGUACGACCGUGGUGUAAACACCUUCUCGCCCGAGGGACGCCUUUUCCAGGUUGAAUAUGCCAUCGAGGCGAUCAAAUUUGGAUCCACGGCGAUUGGAAUUAGCACACCGGAGGGUGUUGUGAUGGCGGUAGAGAAACGUAUUACCUCAUCGCUGAUAGAACCCUCGAAGAUGGAAAAGAUCGUAGAAGUGGACCGUCACAUAGGAUGUGCUACCUCGGGCUUGAUGGCCGAUUCGCGAACGCUGCUCGAUCGUGCACGUAUCGAGUGCCAGAACCAUUGGUUCGUGUACAACGAGCGCAUGUCGGUAGAAUCUUGUGCACAGGCCGUAUCGAACGUGGCCAUCCAGUUUGGCGAUGGUGACGAUACGGACUCGGCCAUGAGCCGACCGUUCGGUGUAGCUAUACUGUUCGCCGGCAUUGAGAAUGGUGAGCCGCAGCUUUGGCAUAUGGACCCGUCCGGGACGUACAUUCGGUUCGAUGCGAAGGCGAUCGGGUCCGGUAGCGAAGGUGCACAACAGAAUUUGCAGGAGUACUAUCUGCCCACGAUGACCAUCAAGGAAGCGAUUAAUCUAGCCCUUAGCACACUGAAGCAGGUGAUGGAAGAGAAGCUGAACUCAACGAACGUUGAGGUCAUGACGAUGACACCGAAGGAACUGUUCCGAAUGUUCAGCAAGGAGGAAGUGGAAGAGUACAUCAACAACAUGAGCUAAGCGGGCUGUGUGUGAAGCAUAUUGCUCCCCGGGAUAUUUCCACCCACCUUUCUUCGGUCACACACACGGGCACCCUCUUUUUUUUCGUCAUGUUAUUAUCAGCAGACUGGUUUGAGCAUCUGGUAGGGCAAGGUAUCGCGGUUAACACGUAUUUCGGCGGUGUUGAGAAGGAGUUCGAAUUUGCUUUCUUUUCGAUUAGCAGCUUCUCGACGGAAGCAAAGUAAGACUUGUGCAAGGCAGAUAAGAGAAUAAAAUUUGUUCAAGAAGUGAA
This is a messenger RNA of Anopheles stephensi (Asian malaria mosquito), 1378 nucleotides long. It is a transcript of the gene Prosalpha5, whose product is annotated as proteasome subunit alpha type-5. Lineage: Eukaryota; Metazoa; Arthropoda; Insecta; Diptera; Culicidae. The record is from RefSeq and is a predicted model, not a curated record. Gene Ontology annotation, cellular component: nucleus; proteasome core complex, alpha-subunit complex; proteasome core complex. Gene Ontology annotation, biological process: proteasome-mediated ubiquitin-dependent protein catabolic process. Bases 379 to 1107 code for a protein of 242 amino acids. The transcript is spliced from 4 exons.